This is a messenger RNA of Drosophila miranda, 1014 nucleotides long. RefSeq names its product mitochondrial import inner membrane translocase subunit Tim8 (gene Tim8). The transcript has 2 exons. NCBI's taxonomy places the organism in Eukaryota, Metazoa, Arthropoda, Insecta, Diptera, Drosophilidae. The record is from RefSeq and is a predicted model, not a curated record. Bases 274 to 534 code for a protein of 86 amino acids.
AAUAACUAAGAUCUGAGGGUCCUGAACACAUAAUUUUAUCCGAUUAACGACCCACUUUCCUGCAGGACUGGCGUUAAAGCUGGCGUUUUACAGCACUAAUAACGUAGCAGCCUUGGUAUUUAACAUCUGAUCUGCCAACAGCUUGGCAACACAUCUGCUGCCAUACGACGGAAUUUAUAUAACCUCAAAUCCAAAAAUUCAAUUUUUGUAACAAAACUCUACAUUUUGUUCACUGAAAAUUCUACGUGAGGCGCCGACAACAAUCAAGCCAAGAUGUCUGAUUUCGAGACCGAAUUGACCAGCAACGACAAAGAGCUGCAGGAGUUUCUGAUGAUGGAAAAACAGAAGGCGCAGGUCAAUGCACAGAUACACGAGUUCAACGAGAUCUGCUGGGAGAAGUGCAUUGGAAAGCCCAGCGCCAAGCUGGACAGCGCCACAGAGACGUGCCUGAGCAACUGCGUGGACCGCUUCAUCGAUACAUCGCUCCUCAUCACACAGCGCUUCGCGCAGAUUCUGCAGAAGCACGACAUGUAAGGCCGGAGGAAGCAUCCAUUUGGCAGCCGACAGCCGACCCAAUGGACAGGACUGUCUCUGUGUUGCGGCUGCUGCACCCAAUGUCCUACUGUUAAAACUAUUUUUUAAAAAUUACCAAGUAAGAUUUUUUUUGAUGUGUCUUCGGUUGGACGGACCCGCGGACCCAUGUACUCCCCUUACAAACCAAGAAAACACACCCUCCCGUUCACCCGGCAAUAUUCCACAAAUUGGACACGCCUCAAUGCCUAGACAGCAGCCGGUGCUAAUUUUCACCUCUGCCAGCCGCCGUGCCAUGCCUGUGGGCCAUUGGAGGGACGACGUCGACGACCCACAAAAGCCACCAGUACAACUUCAGUGUUCUAUAGCCCCGUAUAUAAUAGCAAUAUAUACAUAAAUAUAUGGUUCUGUUGUUGGCUUAAAGUUAUUUGGAAUGAAAACAUAAUAAAUGCUACCUUUUGACUUGGGGUUUGUGGUACGCUA